AUGGGUGGCGCUGCCGUGGCCGUUCUUGCCGCCGCAACCGCCCGCUGGAAAUCUGGUCCGUUCGUAUCCUUGUUCUCCAGGGCGGCGCGCAGGCUCCACGAUGCUGCAGAGACUGCAGCGGCGGAGGAGGACAAGGCAGGGACGAAGAGUCGGCGGCGGCGGCGGCGGAGCAGCAGCAGCCUCCUUCUUGGACCGGACUUCCCCGACAUCUGGGACCCUUCAUCGCGUGACACCACGCCGCAGGCUCCUCCGCGGUGUGCCCAAGCUGAUAAUGAUUGCACUGCAACCAUUAUUGAUGGCAAGUCCAUUGCGGAGGACAUAAGGUUACAUAUUGCUGAAGAAGUCUGUCAAAUGAAACGUUCAGUUGGACAUGUGCCUGGUCUAGCUGUUGUUUUGGUUGGUGAUAGAAGAGAUUCUGAAUCAUAUGUGCGAUACAAAGUAAAAGGCUGUGAGCAGGUUGGAAUUAAAUCUUUGUUGGCGAAGUUGCCUGGAAACUGUUCAGAAGAUGAAGUGAUGGAUUCAGUGUCAAGAUUUAAUGAGGAUCCAUCUGUUCAUGGCAUCCUAGUGCAGCUACCUCUACCAGAGUUUAUGGAUGAGGAAAGGAUUCUGAGCACCAUCAGUCUGGAGAAGGAUGUUGAUGGUUUCCAUCCCUUAAAUGUUGGUAAUCUUGCACUCAGAAGCCGAAAUCCUUUGUUUGUGCCCUGUGCUGCAAAGGCUUGCAUUGAGUUAUUGCUCCAAUCUGGGAUUGAACUGAUGGGCAAGCAUGUAGCUGUCAUUGGGAGAAGCAAAGUUGUUGGAUUGCCCACUUCCUUACUUUUACAGCGGCAUCAUGCCACUGUCAGUGUUAUCCAUGCCUUCACAAAAAAUCCAGAGGCUAUCACCCGCAAAUCUGAUAUUGUGAUAUCAGCUGCUGGAGUGGCCAAUCUUGUAAGGGGAAGCUGGUUAAAACAAGGUGCAGUGGUGAUUGAUGUUGGGACAAAUCCAAUCGAGGAUCCAACCAGUGAUUAUGGUUAUCGCCUAACUGGAGAUGUCUGCUUCGAAGAAGCAGUGCAUGUAGCCUCUGCUAUAACUCCAGUUCCUGGCGGAGUUGGACCAGUAACGAUUGCGAUGCUUCUUGGCAACACACUUGAUUCAGCAAAACGUGUUUAUGGCCUAAGUGACGGAACCCCCUGA
Messenger RNA from Miscanthus lutarioriparius, 1173 nucleotides. Lineage: Eukaryota; Viridiplantae; Streptophyta; Magnoliopsida; Poales; Poaceae. The record is from the annotation of a GenBank genome assembly.